Salvelinus fontinalis (brook trout) is the source of this 540-nucleotide messenger RNA. RefSeq names its product antigen LPMC-61-like. The transcript is spliced from 2 exons. NCBI's taxonomy places the organism in Eukaryota, Metazoa, Chordata, Actinopteri, Salmoniformes, Salmonidae. Bases 1 to 540 code for a protein of 179 amino acids. The record is from RefSeq and is a predicted model, not a curated record.
AUGGUACAAGCUAAGUGGGAGGAUCAACAGAAGUGGGAGGAUCAACGGAAGUGGGAGGCUCAACAGAAGUGGGAGGCUCAACAGAAGUGGGAGGAUCAACGGAAGUGGGAGGAUCAACAGAAGUGGGAGGCUCAACAGAAGUGGGAGGCUCAACAGAAGUGGGAGGAUCAACAGAAGUGGGAGGCUCAACAGAAGUGGGAGGCUCAACAGAAGUGCGAGGAUCAACGGAAGUGGGAGGCUCAACAGAAGUGGGAGGCUCAACAGAAGUGGGAGGAUCAACAGAAGUGGGAGGAUCAACAAAAGUGGAAGAAUCAACAGAAGUGGGAGGAUCAACAGAAGUGGGAGGAUCAACAGAAGUGGGAGGAUCAACAGAAGUGGGAGGCUCAACAGAAGUGGGAGGCUCAACAGAAGUGGGAGGCUCAACAGAAGUGGGAGGCUCAACAGAAGUGGGAGGAUCAACAGAAGUGGGAGGAUCAACAGAAGUGGGAGGAUCAACAGAAGUGGGAGGCUCAACAGAAGUGGGAGUAUCAACAGAAGUGA